CCACACCAUAAAUAAAUAAAACUAUAAAAAGCAUUCAUUUCCCUUAUUUUUUCUCUUCAAAAAAUUAAAAUAAAAAAAUAAUGUUCAUCUUUUAAUUAGUCCAUUUUAUUACAUCUCAAUCCCAAUCUCAAUCUCUGUAUUCAGAUUUCACUCUUUUUCACAGCUACAUCGAUCGAAUUAGAAUAUGUCAGGCAUGGAAGGUGUGAACGAUGAGGAAAUUAAAACUACUUCAAUGCCUUCAUCUCAAGAAGAGGAACAAGCUGUAAAGAAGAAAUAUGGAGGAAUCGUCCCAAAGAAACCACCUCUAAUUUCUAAGGAUCAUGAAAGGGCAUACUUCGAUUCGGCUGAUUGGGCACUUGGAAAGCAAGGUGCUGAUAAACCUAAAGGACCGCUUGAAGCUCUUCGACCCAAAUUACAGCCUACACAACAGCAGACACAGCAGACACGGUACAGGAAAUCAGCAUAUGCUCCAUCAGAUGGUGAAGAUGCAGGAAGUGCUCCAGCCGAAGAUUCAACUGCUAAUGAUUGAGGAAUUCUUAUCAGCAUUUCUGUUCUCGUGAGAAAUUCUGAUUGUUAUUUUAAGACCUAAACAGGUGAUGAUGAGUCAUUUUCUGUUGUUUCCACAGAAAUAAAGUUUGGAUAUUGCCUAAAUAGAAAAAAAAUGGUCAUUUUCAUGAGUUGAGUGUAUGAAUUCUGUAACGGUAGCACACUAUAAUUCAAACACCUUUAUCAGUCUCACGAAAUGCAGUGAGGCCAGAUCGGUUCAUCGUCA
Molecule: messenger RNA, 772 nt
Organism: Mercurialis annua (annual mercury)
Lineage: Eukaryota; Viridiplantae; Streptophyta; Magnoliopsida; Malpighiales; Euphorbiaceae
Exons: 7
Coding region: 185-529 (114 amino acids)
Cellular component (GO): cytoplasm
Molecular function (GO): protein phosphatase inhibitor activity
Source: RefSeq, a predicted model, not a curated record